Molecule: messenger RNA, 597 nt
Organism: Arachis duranensis
Lineage: Eukaryota; Viridiplantae; Streptophyta; Magnoliopsida; Fabales; Fabaceae
Exons: 1
Coding region: 1-597 (198 amino acids)
Source: RefSeq, a predicted model, not a curated record
AUGUAUGAAGGAGCUACUAGCCAAGAAGAGCACCUUGAAGGGGGGACAAAUAGUGUGAUAAACAAGGAAUGCAGUGCCCUCAUCCAGAAGGACUUACUUACAAAGAAAAAAGGUCCAGGAAGUUUUCACAUCCCCUGUGUUAUAGGUGAUACAAUGAUUGACAAGGGAUUCUGUGAUCUAGGAGCAAGCAUAAAUCUCAUGCCACUAUCUCUCAUGAGGAAGCUACAGAUUAAUGAGCUGAGACGCACAUAUGUAGUCCUUCAACUAGCUGAUAAGACUCAGAAACAAGCAGUAGGAGUAGUGGAGAAUGUAUUGGUAAAGGUUAGGAAAUACUUCCUCUCCACAGAUUUUGUUGUUCUAGACAUGGAAGAAAGUUACCUCCAUCCAAUCAUUUUGGGAAGACUAUUUCUAGCCACUGCUAGAGCGCUCGUAGAUGUGGAACAAGCAGAGUUAAUACUGAGAAUACAUGAUAAAUAUCUCACUUUUCAUGUUUUCAAACCUACACCUGAAUCUGAGCUAGAACCUAAGGAGUCGAAAGAUGAUCACACCAAAAUGUCCCUGGAAGAAAGCAAUAGUGAACCAGAAGCAGAGCCCUGA